Molecule: messenger RNA, 4486 nt
Organism: Durusdinium trenchii
Lineage: Eukaryota; Dinophyceae; Suessiales; Symbiodiniaceae
Source: the annotation of a GenBank genome assembly
CUUCAAGUGUUCGAUUUGCAACCUGAUUCUGACGGCCAUGGAUCCUGGGACAUCGGAGCCCCGGUUGAGACACGAGCUUCGGGAUCAGGAUGCUGCCUGGUGCCUGGGCAGGUAUACUUUCUGGUGGGUGUGGCCAAGCAUUCGCGUGGCGAACGAAAAGGGCCGUCUAAGCCAAGAUGACCUACCUCUGCUGCCCAGGGCAGAUGAUCCAGAAUUGCUCUUUCAAAAAUGUGCAGCACUUUGGAAGAUGCAAAAGUCUGAAAGAUCUGCAAGAGAGAAAGACAGCGCCCAACUUUUGUGGUCCAUUUGCUGGAGAAUUCAACGGCGGGUCUUCUUGUAUUCAGUUCUGCAUGGAUGGACAUUUCUUUUCUUCAUGACCAUCGACCCAUUGAUGCUUCGUGUGCUUCUCAGUGCUGUGCAGGAUAUGGGCACUGUUAGCAUCGCCACUCAAUUUCUUUUGGUCGGAGCGCUCAGCCUAUCAAUGCUUGUUCGUGUCAGUUGUAUGGAGAUCUGUUUCUUUGCUUCCGUUCGGGUGCAGAAUAACGUGCGCUCUGUGUUGGUCCAUGCCAUUUUUCGGAAGUCACUAUGGAUUCCUGAACAUCUUUUGGAUGUGGGGAAGAUCGCCAACUUAAUGGCUACAGAUGCUGACAAGAUUGGCAAGUGGUCUGGGCUUCUGUUUGAGUUGUCUCAGUGGUCUUGGACAUUUUGUUCGCUACCUAUCUUAGUGUACUUCCUCUAUGGGUUGGUUGGCUCCGCGGCCUUUAUCGGCAUGAUAAUGAUCAUCCUGGGAGCUACAACUUCGAGGUCUUUGGGAUUGGCAUUGCAACAUUACACCCGGAAAGUUCAAGAUUGUCGCGAUCAUCGGGCCAGAUUGAUGAGUGAAAUGGUGAGGGGAAUGAGGACUGUCAAGCUGCAAGUGUGGGAGCCAGUAUGGCUUGAGCGGAUUAGUGAAGCACGAGGGCUGGAAAUGAAGGCAAUUUGUCGAGUGCGCAUCCUUCAAGCCUUCAACUCGCUUGUGGGGUCGGUGCUGAGCGUCAUGGUCCCCGUGAGCGUGUUUGCUUGGUACACUCUUGUCAAUCAAAACAACCUUACGGCGGCAACAGCUUUCACUGCACUUGCUUGGAUUACCACUCUGCAGUGGUCAGUUCAAAGCCUCCCUGGAAUCUACAAUACCGUGGCCAACCUGAAGCCAAGCCUCACCCGCAUUGAUGAUUUCCUCACGACUCCCAUCACUGAGCUCUCCACUCCUUACGGAGCACCAGCACCGAAUGGAGCUCUCCCGUCCUCCGUGGAGCUGAGGCCGAUGGCGCAGCUGGCGCAGGCGCAGCACCGGUCGAUGGACUCGAGAGACUCAUGGCGAAGUGAACCUUGGCUUGAUGAACAUCGGCCUUGUCAGGUGCUCUCACAGGUGGAAUAUGCGGUGGAGGUGAAGGAUGCAGCUUUUGGAUACAAACGCAUGUCUGCAACAGGCCUUAGCGAGACUUGUGUACUGAGCGCCGUGAACCUUCAGGUGAAGGCAGGUAGCUUUGUAAUGAUUGCUGGAGCCGUAGGCAGUGGCAAGAGUACUCUUUUGGCAUCCCUCGCUUGCGCGCGACCUGCUUUGCAUGGCUCUUGUCAUACAAACGGUCGCCGGGCGUACGUCCCUCAAAAGCCCUUCCUGCUAAAUGGAACCAUCCGAGAGGACAUCACCUUCGGACUUCCGUAUGAUGAGGAGAGGUACAACUCUUGCGUGGAAAUGGCAGCGUUGCCGGACGACUUGAAGACUUUGACGAGGGGAGAUUACACUUUGGUGGGUGAAAGCGGAGUCCAACUCUCUGGUGGUCAGAAGGCACGAGUAGCUUUAGCCCGAGCAAUCUACACGGAUGCUGAUGUGGUUUGUUUGGAUGACGUGUUGAGUGCAGUGGAUGCGCACACAGCUCGCUUCAUUUGGCAGAAGUGCUUUGUCGAGUUCUUUCUCAAGUCCAAGAAGACCCUCAUUCUCGUGAGCCACCAAAUCCAGUAUUUGUCACGACCAGAGGUUGACUCCAUCAUCAUGCUGCGAGAUGGGCAAAUUUGGCUGGAGGGACCUUGGUCAGUAUUGGCUCACAGUGGUGAUACCUUUCUAAGCCUUGUCCAAGCUUGGAAGGAAGAGGAAGAUGCCAAGGAUGCAAAGGAAAACACUCAGGAGCAUGCAAGUCAUGCAGAAGCACGUGGCAAAGAGAACGAGCAAAGUCGGGUUUUUCCUUCUGUCCUUGCUUCCAUUUCUCAGCAAGUAUGGCUUCAUGAAUGUCAAAGCGCUUUGGCAUCGGUCUUGGGAGCUUUAGAUGGAAGGAGGAUUGAUCGGAUGCUGAUUGAGCGUGUGCACCAAGCUUUGAGCGGUGAGCACGACACGGAUCUGGUGAGGGAAGGUUCAAUCUCAUGGCCAGACUUCAAAGUCUAUUUACAAGCUUUUGGUUCGACUUUGAUUAUUUCAUUGAUGUUGUUGCUGAUGAUCUUCUCAGCCAUCAGUCAGAUCAUGUCCACGCUAUGGCUUGCAGCAUGGACGGGUGGAACGGAAGAACGUAGCGAACGCGAAAGCGUGUUGAUCUACUUCGGCCUUGGUGUCUCCACAAGUCUGGCGAACUGUGUCCAAGCGGUUCUGCUGACAGCGGGUGCUCUUGCAGCUUCCCAUACCAUUCAUCAUGACAUGUUGCAUAAAAUUCUUGCUGCGCCGAUGUCCUUCUUUGACUCCUCGCCCACCGGGCGAGUGCUGAAUCGUUUCCUGCAAGACUUGCAAAACAUCGACAGCUUUGUUCCCAACUCCAUCUCAGACCAGAUCAUGAAGACUUUAAACAUCAUUACACAACUCUCUUUGAUCUAUAUCGAGGCCCCUUGGGUGCUUUGCACCUUGCCAGUGCUUGCUGUGCCAUACUCGAUGAUCUACCGAAGGAUGCGUAUCCCAAAUCGAGACAGCAGACGCUUGGAGAGUGCCGCACGGUCGCCCGUUUAUGCGCAUUUCAAUGACACCUUACAUGGCCGGGAAACCGUUCGGGCUUUUGGUGCGGAGGCGCGGUUUGAACAGGAGAACCUGAAACAUGUUGGCACAAUGUCGCAGGGCCUCUAUGGGAAUCAAGCAGUUGGAAAAUGGGCACAAGCGCUCACGACACAAUGGGGCUGCAUACUGUAUUGUGCCUCUGCUUUCGUUUGCGUCGAGCUGGCCCGGCAAGGGCGAAUGCCGGCGGGACACAUGGGUCUUGUUCUUCUCUAUUCGGCACAGCUUCAAAGGGACAUGAUGGAUUACAUGAUGGGCGCGGCAGAUGUCGAGACGAAGUUUGUGUCGGUGGAGAGGGUUGCCGAGUACAUGCGCUUGGACAGUGAGAUUGAUGCGGGAUCGAAUGAGACGAACCAACGCUGGAAAGGUGAAAUAGAAUUUCAAGCUGUGUCCAUGCGCUAUCGCCUUCACCGAGAUUUGGUGCUUCGAGGGAUCAGUUUAAAGAUCGAAAGCAAAUCCAAAUUGGCCUUCUGCGGCCGAACAGGUUGCGGGAAGAGCUCUCUUUUCAGUGUUUUGAACCGUCUUUAUCCUUUGGCAUCGGGCUCCGUCUUGCUCGAUGGCAUUGAUAUCAGCAACUUCCCUCUCCGCACGUUGCGAACGAAAGUUCGGGUUGUUUCGCAAGAAGCUUUCCUCAUCUCAGGCUCAUUAAGGCAAAACUUGACCAUGUCGUCACAAUCCGGUGGAAUAUCUGAUGACAUCUUGUGGUAUUGUCUUCGCGUGGUUGGAUUAGAAGAAAAGGUUCAAUCUCUUUCGGGUGCUUUGGACUUUGCAGUCGACAUGGCCGGGCAAAACUUUUCAGUUGGUGAACGGCAGCUUAUCACAUUAGCAAGGGUAUUGGUGCCCAGCUGUCCUUGCAGAAUAGAUGAUUGGGCGCCUCCGCCGGUACUUCUUUGUGAUGAAGCCACUGCAAAUAUCGACGUGGUGACAGACGAGAAGGUGCACGAUGUGGUGCUGUCUUUGGAGGCAACUGUUAUGAUGAUUUGCCAUCGCUUGCAGCACAUCCGACGUUUUGAGCGGGUCGUGGUUCUGGACGCGGGGACAUUGGUGGAACAAGGCCCUCCUAACAUCUUAUUGGAUGCAGAUCAUGAUGGAAGGAGCCAUUUGUCCCGCCUUUGUGCUGCUGCAGGUUUGUGAACGAGAGCCGCACUGAGCUGCGCAGGGAGACACGUGUACAGAGCUGAACAAGCGCCGUGAACAAAUUCGGUGAACACGGUGUCGAUAUGUUUUAUGUUUUGCGCUAGCAACAAGUGCCUUACUAGUAGUAACAAGAAGCUAUUAGAAACAAGAAGCUAUUGCGUUGGGAACCGCUCUUUCUGUCCGUAAUCUCCGGUGCCCAGGGGUGAGUUUCGACACACAGGAAACCGUUGCGGUGAAGGUGACGUGUAGUGUGAAGUGACAGUGCGGUGGUGAAGUGGGUUUGUGAGACACUUAUCGAAGCAGUGCAAGUGCCCAGCGCACUACAGGGGCGGGGGGAGG